GACCUCGCGUGUUGCACUAACCAUAGACUUCGAAUCAAAAGCUUGUGUUUCUAUUUCAUGCUUAAAAAGACGUACCUAUGUGGCCAUUGAACAAUAUGACCCCUCAUACACAUUAAAUCAUCUAAAUUAUCAAUUUGUUUUUAAACUAUGUCAUUAAGAAAAAGUUUACAACUAAGUAGGUCACAUUUCACUCAAUUCUCCUGUUGCCGAAUAAAAUUCUAGUAUUUGCAACCCUCUAUGAGUCACACGCCUGCCCCCAUUACAACUGAAGUGCAGAAUCGAAUACAGCCAUCACAAAUAAGCAUUUCUAUUUCCGAUUUAGUAACGUGAAACUACAACGACCAGUCUUGCGACAGCCAACAGCCGUGCGGACGCGACAGUCGACAUUAAAAAUAACCCGUUUUAUAUUAUCUGUGGUCGCAACCUAUUUUUUCAUUGGCUGUGGAUUAGGGAGCUGUCAAAAUCGAAAUUUUUACUGUCAAUCACUUCCCGCGCGUUGAUGUUACGUUUUUUAAUUUGUUUGUAAACAAAUAAUUGUUUUAAAUGUCUUUGUUAAUUGUUUUGUGGGUAUCUAAUGAGUGGUAACGCGGUGUGAAAUCGGACAGUAAAGUGUGUGUUAACGUUGAGUGGUGUUUCACAAGUGCAGUUUAUUUAUUUUAAAUUUGAUACGUUGUGUUGUUCGCGACGUUCGAUUUCAAUUACGAUUUUCGGGAAGGAAAGAACACAGUAAAUAUCGCGCCACAGUCGUAAAGACAACGCCGGCCCGGGCGGUCAUGACAACAGUCGGCCGCCAUGUUUAAUUUCUUCAAGAGAAAAGGCGGCAAAACCGAGGCCGCGCCGGCGACGCCCGACGACGCCCGAAAAUUCCCGAACGCCGAGAAUACAAAAUUAACAUCAGUUACCGCGCGCGCGCAACGAAACGACACAGAACCAAGCGAAAAACUCAACACAAUACGGAAAGAUGUAGUGAACCUGCUCCUACCUGACACGGACUAUAAUAAUCAGAAAUCUGGAGUCGGCGCCAUACUGCAGAUUAUGGCCGGGAAAAGGAAAAGGGGGAAGCGAAGAAACGCUCGCGCCGAGUCGUGCAGAAUCAGCCCCUUGAAAGAGACGAACGUAUUGCAAAGGAGUAACUCAGACCGAAAGGCGAAUGACGUAGCCGUUCCCACACAAGCCAAAAAUAUCACAGACGACGCAGACUUCGUCAAGGCACUGGUCCUGCAGAAAUACGCAAAGAACAACGAUAAUAAAGAACACGUGUCCCUUAUUUAUGUUAACGAACCAGAUUUGGAUGAAAAAAAACAUGCGGAGGCAUUGCUUCGGCAGAUCGCGCGCUCUAUAGACUGUACCGUCGACAAAUUAAAUGAAGACAGACAAAUGGGAGGUACUGACAGCAAAAUAGACAAAGCAGAACCGCUUUACGAGAGUAUUGACGAACGGAAUAGUAAUUAUCGAAAUGAAUUGAAAGGUGAAUUGGAAAAGUUGAUGAACCAGGAUGACAGUGAUAGUGUUAAAAAUGAAUUGGAAUCGCCCGGGAUAACAAAGAAAUCGAAUUUGAAGCCUCCAAAGUCUGAUACCGAAGGCUGUAGCGACGAUGACAGAUCUGACUGCGGUAAAAAGAGAGUUACUUUCAGAAAGCACAUAGUCUUCGACGAUGGAGACCAACAGACUGAUGAAGAGGUGGGAUCUUCAUUCGAAUCCCUUUCAUCAGAAGACGAAGAAUACCUCGAAGAUGCCGACGAUAUUUUCGCAGAUAACACAACAGUUAUUAACGUCAACGAUAAAGAAUCUUUAACCAUCAAAGUUGAGAGCCCCGAUACGUUGAAAAGAAUUUCGAGUGACAACAGUGAUAGUGGAUUCAUAGAAAUAGCUGAUAAGAGUGAAGUGACUGACAAAUGUGAGAGUGAGAGUGACUCAGAGGACUGUGCAGUGAGUGGAAGUGAGACAGAGGAGGAAAUAAUAGAAGAAAUCAUCGAAGAAAUCACUGAACCAUUUGUGAUUGCGUCUAGUGAUCCUGAAUUAUUGGAAGAGCCGAAAACCCUGGUCUCCCAAGAGUCGAAGUUCCAGUCGCAAGUGGCGGCUCUCACAGAACUUGCUGAUGACAGAUGCAACGAGGCGGAGAGGGCGCGCGACCUGAUAGCAGCAUACAGGAAGGAAAUAGAAGAAAAGGACCAGGAAAUACAACAGUUAAAAUGCGAGCUGGCAGCAGCCUACAAAGAGUCAGAGCUCGUCCGGCAGAGGAGUCGAUCUCUUGAGGAGGAGCUCUCCGCAGCCAGGACUUGCUCCUCCAACCUAGCUGACCAGUUACAGAGACGAAACGAUGAAUCCCUACGCCAGAUCCGCGCGGAACUGGAAGAUGCUCUCGGGCAGAGAGCAGAGCUCGAGUCGCGCGUGCUCGCGCUCGAGCGAGACAAGGACAGACUCGAGCAGGAGAAGAUACUGCAGGAGCAAAAAGCACAGGAGGCCCUCACAGCAGCUGAAGCCAACACAACAAAAUGGCGCGCCGCUCACGAGGCAGCCCGGUCCCAAGCCGCGGCCCGCGCUGAGAGGAUGCUGGCAGACUGCGAGUGGAAGAUGAGGGAGCUGGAGAAGAGAGCCAGGGACGCCGAGAAGAAUAAUAAAGAGCUAACAGCAACAGUCUCCCAGCUGACGACGAACCCUCAACCCUCACCAGCACAAGUAGCUGAGCUGCAGCAGCUACGAGGAGUUGUCUCCGAGCAGCAGCGAUCAGUCCAGUCCCUGACUCUUCAGCUGCAGAAGGUUGAGACGAGGGAGGAGGCCUUGAAGCUGGAAGUACAUAGGCUGAAAGAACUGCUGGAAAGGGAGGUCAACAGUGGGAAAGAGAAAGAUGAGAGGCAUAAAAAGGAAGUCCAACGCCUAUCCGCUGAGCACAGCUCUGCAAUAGAGUCGCUCCGCUUGGAGCACAUAUCGGCGUCCGCGUCGGGCCGCGCGGCGCUGGAGCGCGGGCACGCGGAGCGCACGCGCGCCGCGCUGCAGCAGCUGCGCGCCGAGGCGCAGCAGGACGCCAGGAGCGCCGACAGGAAGCUCAGGGAGGUCACCGCCAGGUUUGAAAACUUGAAAGAACUCCUAGCGACUAAAGAGACACAAUUCGAACGCGCCAUUGCCGAGGCCCACAGUAAGGCAGAUUGGGAUAUUAUGCAGCUAAGACACCUCCUAGACAAAGCAGACAUCAGCUACGCGAACAAAGUUGAAGAUAUGACGGAGAAAUUCGAAAAGGAAAAAGAAAUGUUAAUAGAAGAAUGGUCGCAGAAGUUAAAAGAAGUAGAAGAGGCAGCGGCGACAGCGGCUAGCGAGGCCAAGGAGACUCUAGAAGCAACCAGACUGAAACUCAUCGCGGAGAGGAUGGAACAGGUCAACAAGCUGAAGGAACAGCAUCGCCAGGAGAUGGAUGACCAAUGGGAAAGGUUUAUGACUGACAAAGAGAACUGCCUCUCGAGAAUGAAAACAGAGUGCAGGCAAGAGGGAGAAGAAGAGAGAGUUAAGAGGGAGAAGGAGUUGUUGGAGGAGAUCGCUGAAUUAAAAUCCCAAAUGCAGACACAAUCGAGUGAAUACGACCACCUAGCUCUGAAGGCGGCUGCCUGCGGCCGAACCCUCGCCGUGACCGAACAGGAACUGAGAGAGGCACUGGCGAGGGAGAAAGAGCUACGAGAGAAGAGAUCAGAAGAUGCAACGAAGCUAAAACAAGCGGAAAACGCGUCCAAAGAUCAGAUUGAGCAUCUUACGAGGAAAUGCGCCUGUUUGAGGAAACUUUUUGAUGACAUCCGAGCCAAGCUCAUAGCCAGGGAGAGGACAGCGGAGCAAGAGUCGAAAGCCAAGGACAAGGAACUUCACCAGCUGAGGGGCGAAGUCGCCAGGCUGACCAAGAUACUCUUCGAGCAGAACACGCCUAAGUUAGGGGCGCGGACGCGGGCCGACGGCUGCGAGACUUCGCCCCCCGACGAGGCGGAGCCCCAGCGUAAGGGUGGGACUCAAUCCGAAUUAAACCGGAAGCGUCCGACACAAGAAACGACGUUUUCGCGCCAAAACGCAGAAAUCCAAGAUGUCCGACGUCGGGCGAACAGCGUCGACCUACCAGCAGUGCAAGUCCCAGUUAGAAUUAAACAGUUACAGGCUAGAAGCAAAGAAUCUAAUUAAAAAAUAAUAGAUGAAAAAAUCUAGACGUCAGUCCAUGAAAAUUUUAUAAAAAUCGGUACAGCCGUUUUUAUAGUUGUAAAUUGCAUUG
Molecule: messenger RNA, 4243 nt
Organism: Trichoplusia ni (cabbage looper)
Lineage: Eukaryota; Metazoa; Arthropoda; Insecta; Lepidoptera; Noctuidae
Product: golgin subfamily A member 6-like protein 22
Exons: 16
Coding region: 793-4155 (1120 amino acids)
Source: RefSeq, a predicted model, not a curated record